Messenger RNA from Cottoperca gobio, 3732 nucleotides. RefSeq names its product zinc finger and BTB domain containing 11 (gene zbtb11). Lineage: Eukaryota; Metazoa; Chordata; Actinopteri; Perciformes; Bovichtidae. Gene Ontology annotation, cellular component: nucleus. Gene Ontology annotation, molecular function: protein binding; DNA binding; DNA-binding transcription factor activity, RNA polymerase II-specific. The record is from RefSeq and is a predicted model, not a curated record. Bases 1 to 3504 code for a protein of 1167 amino acids. Gene Ontology annotation, biological process: regulation of transcription by RNA polymerase II. The transcript is spliced from 10 exons.
AUGUCGAGUGAAGAAAGCUACUUGGCCAUCAUUCGCUAUCUGACCGAUGAACGGGAGCCGUACGCGCCGGGGACUCCCGGGAACACCAAGAGGAAGAUACGCAAAGCGGCGACUUGCUACGUGGUGCGGAGCGGGACUUUGUUCUACCAGCGCCGGCUGAAGGGCCAGAACGACUUCACGGAGCUGGAGGUGGUGCUCCAGGACGGCCGGAGGAAGGAACUUAUCACCGAGGCGCACGUUAUCACCGAAGGAGGGGACCACCUGAACCAGCAGCUGACCUGGGAGAGCAUCUCCCAGAAGUACUGGUGGAGAGGUAUCCUGAAGCACGUCAAAGACCUCAUCAGAGAGUGUCCUCAGUGUCUGAACAGACGCAGCACCGAUGACUGCUCCGGGUCUCGACUCUUCUCCCGGCCGGGGCGACGCAGGGCGGCUGCCAACACGAACGAGGAGGAGGACGAGGAAGAGGAGGAAGAAGAGGGAGAUAGUUUAGUCUUCACUGACUCGUCUUGUCAACUGAGAUCCAAGACGAUGGCCAAACACGAACUCGUCUUUGUGGACAGUAAAGGUGAGGUGAACCAGUUCCUGCCCAAACACAGCCAGACCAUGUUGGACAAACUCAACCAGCAGCGCCUCAGUAACCAGUUCUGCGACAUCACGCUGCUCAUUGAAGGAGAAGAGUACCGCUCUCACAAAGCCGUGCUGGCGGCGUGCAGCGAAUACUUCAACGAGCUGUUCUUUGAGAAGGGCGCCGCCUCCACACACGAAGCGGUGGUCGACCUCUCCGGUUUCACCAAAGUCAGCUUCCUCCCGCUGCUGGACUUUGCGUACACCUCCAUGCUCACGUUUAAUUUCUGCGUCAUGGCAGAUAUCGCCAACCUGGCUCGCCAUUUGCUGAUGACAGAAGUGCUGCAGAUCUGCGAGUCUGUGCACAAGAAGGUGGAGGAGCAGAAGCUGACGGUGUAUCAAAGAGGAGACGUGCACACGGUGGUGUCGAGCCAGCCGGCCGCUCCGGAGGGCUCAAAGGACGAGUCCUUCGUGGUCACCAUCGAGAGCGACGGCAGGGCGGUGGUGACGCAGAGCGGGGUCGCUGUGAGCGGCGAUCCCUUGGCGUUCAUCGCAGCUUCCGACGAGACGUUCAUCCAGCAGCCUGUGACGGUCGUCACGGAAACUGUAGAGGGAGACGAUCACGGGGAGGCCGGACACACCGAGAGGGUGACUCUGAUCGCUCACGGCGGACAGGCCGAGCCGGGAGAGACGGUCACGCUGAUGUCACGCGGUGCGGACGACGUGGAGGGGGAGACGAUGACCGUGGUCACUCACAGCGGGCAGUCCGGAGCCAGCGAGUCUCUGGCCGUGGUGUCGGCCUGCCUGGCGAUGGAGCAGCCUCAGGUCGCCGAGGCGGCGGGAGCCUUCGUUAUAAAUGUGGACCCGGACAAAGUCAGCCCCUCGGAGGUCGUCAAACUGGCCUCUGAAGCGGUGGCAUCGCCUCAGGAGAAGGCGGAGCCGGCACCUACGCCGCAGAAACGUAAGCGGGGCCGUCCAGCGAAGGUGAAGAAGGAGGUGGAGGUGGAGGAGUUCGUGCCGCUGGAGGAGGAGGAUCCGUCCGCUGACGAGAGCCACGGAGACAAGCAGGAGUCAGACGAGCCCAACAAGCGGCGCCUCAGGCAGCGCUCUAUUGCCGAGGGCGGGUAUGCACGUUUACACAUGGGGCUGGAGGAGGAAGAGGAGGGGAAGAAGGCUUCAACGCCACCGCGCCCCAGCACCCCGAAGGCGGCUCCGAGGCCGGGGAAGAGGGGAAGACCGCCGAAGCAGCCAGCGGAGCCUCAAGGUGACGGACAGUGCACGUCAGAGCCGGGGGCGGACCCAGACGUCGGCGCAGCGGAGAGUGUGACCACGACAGGAGAGCUCAGCACAGACGAGGCCGGGGCGAAGGAGGCGGAGCCUGAGACCGGCGCCAAGCAGGCGCAAACCCCGGCAGAGAGCGCCGCGGAGGGAGAGCACACGUGCUCCGAGUGCGGCGUGUCCUUCCAGAGACGCUACGCUCUCAUCAUGCACACGCUAAAGCACGAGAAAGCACGCGGAUACAAGUGCAGCCUGUGCAGUAAGGAGUUCCAGUACGCCGCCUCGCUCCGUGCCCACCUGGCCCGACACAAGCAGCAGAGCAGCCAGCGAGCGCCCAUCAUCAAACCCUCCGCGGAGCAGAACUCCGAGGGCAAGUUGGACGGCGACUUGGAGGACAAGACUUUACCUCCGAACACCAAGAGAGAAUUUGUGUGCGACAUCUGCGGGAAGACGUUACCGAAGCUCUACUCGCUGCGCAUCCACAUGCUGAACCACACAGGUGUGCGGCCGCACGCCUGCAAGGUCUGCGGGAAGACGUUCGCCCACAAACACAGCCUGAAGAUGCACCGAGCGCUGCACGACGUCACCAAACAGUUCCAGUGCGAGUUCUGUAAGAAGUCCUUUGUGAGCAAGCGGAGCAUGGAGGAGCACACCAGCCUUCACACGGGUGAGUCAAAGUACCUUUGCAACACGUGUGGAGCGACUUUCCAUCGAGCGUCGGCGCUGAGCAAACACCUGAAGAAGCAUCAGCCCAAACCAGACGUCCGCCCGUUCGCCUGCGCUCACUGUGAUAAGAGGUUCUAUGAAGCCAAAGAUCUGCAGCAGCACAUGAACAAGCACAUGGGCCUGAAGCCGUUCCAGUGUCAGGUGUGUGGGAAGUGCUACAGCUGGAAGAAGGACUGGUACUCUCACGUCAAGUCGCACAGCGUGGCCGAGCCCUUCAAGUGUAAUGUGUGUGGGAAGGAGUUCUUCGAGAAGGCUCUGUUCAGGAGGCACGUGAAGAAAGCCACUCACGGGAAGAAAGGCCGAGUGAAGCAGAACCUGGAGCGAGAGUGUGAGCAGUGUGGCAGGAAGUUCACUCAGCUGCGAGAGUACAGGCGCCACAUCAACAACCACCAGGGAGUGAAGCCAUUCGAAUGUCUGACCUGUGGCGUCGCCUGGGCGGACGCACGUUCUCUAAAGCGCCACGUCCGCACGCACACAGGAGAGCGACCGUACGUGUGCCCGAUGUGCCAGGAGGCGCACAUCGACGCACGCACUCUGCGCAAACACAUGGCCAAGUAUCACGGGGACAACCUGCCGGGGAAGAUCAUGCUGGAGAAGGACACCCUGCAGUUCCACAACCAGGGCACGCAGGUGGAGCACGCCGUCAGCAUCCUGGCGUCCGAGCUGCCCCCCGAGCUGCGGCCGGCGCGGCAGCCGCCCUCGGAGCAGAUCGAGACGGUGCUGAUCACGGAGGAGACGGUGGAGGCCGUGGAGGCCGUGGAGGCUGUGCAGGCGGUCACCGACGGCUCGCUCGCCACGCUCUCGGAUCAGGGCAUCAUGCAGGUCGUCAACUACGUCCUAGCGCAGCAGGCGCUCACAGACCCGAAGCUGGAGGACGCACCCGAAGUGAUCGAGACCAUGGAGGUGGAGGUCGCUCACGUGGCCGAGGUGGAGUGACGCCAGGGCGCCAACACAGACUGACUCGUACCAGAAUAUAAAAAGAUGAAUAUUUUUCUGUGAAUGUAAAUAAGUUGAACCAUGAGUGGAGUGUGUGUCACACACACACACACACACACACACACACACGUUGUAAAUAACGCCACACACCCACAUGAGUUACAGAUCGAUGGCGUUUGGCUCGCAGGAGGAAUAAAGUUAGAAGUGAAUAAAACUGAAUGUUUUUCA